UGAAGAAUGAGAUUGAUGGAAUGUGGUGUACAAUAUAAGCUACCGUGUAAACUACGGAGCGAAUGGGUUUUUUAAACUGUAGUAUUUUACUUCUGUACGACCAUAAUUUCCAUGUUCUUAACUUUUUAUAAUAUCAGUGAAUGGUUUACAUCGGCAUUUAAUGCCCACUCUGAAAAUCCAUUUGUUAGAAAUUAGACGGAUCUGCAAGAGUUCCUUCAGUUUGUAACCUUAGUUAAAAAAAUAAUUAUUUACGCUCUAUAUACUGUAUAAAAUUUUAUCCCAGUUAACAGUUAUCGUGAGAAGGAUUCUAACCGUGCCGUGCCCAAAUGUCAACUUCGGACGACUACUCGUAUGCUUUGAUGGCUGGCAUUGACUGCCAUUGCUCACGUCGAUGGUUUCGGCUAGGGAUGAUGGGGUUACGCGCGAGUUGUACGAAUGAGCAGAGCGACCACAGCCAGCGGUACGAGUUUUGUGGCCAUUUAGCAACCACCCCAACUGGCGGUUGCUCUCAGUCCGACCCUGGAUGGAGAUUUACUUUCCAGUUUUCACAUCAGAUUUCAGAAGCGAUGGAUUGGAUUUAUAAGUUUGCAGAUUUCAUUCACACCAUUUAACUUACAAGUUUGUUACUUUUAAAAUUUUAUAUUUCUAAGGUUUUGACUUUCAGGACUUUACGUACGAUCAAUUUUGGCUUUGAACAACGGAAUCCCGCUGACAUUAAUAUUGUGUGGAUCUAUUAUCUAUUAACCUUGUGAUAACCGUGUUUCCAUUCUUUGCGGUGUUGCGCUACAAUCUGCAGGACCAUGAAACGACAGCGAGCAAUCCCUUCGACGAUGCCCACGGGAAUCACUGUGACCAGCGCCCGCCCCGUUCUCCGCUCUUCCACCCGAUUCAACCGAGUCGUGCCAGCAGCCAUGUCCUACAAAGACCUGGUGAAAGUGGUCGGCGUGGAUCCGGAGUCGAAUCCUCUGUACUGGCGCAAAGCGAUCGACCACUCGGCGGAGACAGUGGUCUUCUUCCAGGUGGAUCUGCGCGGCACGCUGCCCCGCAUGUGCAAGAGCGUCCGCAUCAGUCAGGCGGAGGAGAACCAGCAGCUUCUUCUUGUCCCUUCACUGCCUUCAGUGUACAUCGGGGACACGCUGCUGAGCGGCAGUUACGUGAAAACCAUCAUCGGAAAACGAUUCUUGGCCGACGAGGACGAUCUCAUGAAACUGCUGGAGCACGCGGGCAUUCUGCAGGAAAACGAAGAAUUGGCGGAAGAGAAAGAGGAGGACAGGGGUAACGAGGAGGGUGGUGGAGAUGCGGCGGGGAACGGGUAUGCGGAACCAGCAGCAAAAAGGCAAAAACAGCAGGAUAAGCGCGAAAUACAUUUGACUUCCGCACCAGGAAAACGAACCACAAGAACAAGAUCAUCGUCAGCUGCGUUUGCGAACAAUGAUGCCGGCAGUGCGGCUGUUAAUGUUCGUCGACAACCGAUUGAUCUCAACGCCCUCUUCAUCCCGGAGGCGGUCGAGGCCGAAGCUUCCUUCAGAAACGACCAUGUGUCGCUACCGCAAGAGGACAAUCUGAUGGCCGGUGAUUAUGAAACAGGCGGCCUCCCCGUUGCUGAUGACAACGAGUAUCUCUCCCUGGGCUUCGAGUCUCUUUCUCCAGGCCCCUCGAAAAUAGACGACCCUAACGAUCACGCUGUGGACAGUCCAGAAAUAGGCGAACCAUGGAUAGCGGUCAGAACGGUGGGAAUGGCUCGACUUCCGGAUACAAGUUCCCGUUUCAGUGCCGCGGAGCCAAAAAAGAGCUUCUAAUCGACGCAUUCGAUAAUGUCUACAUCGAAUCCGCCAAGACGCGGUAUUUGGAGUCGCAAAUUAGGAGAAAACUUGGAACACUAAAUACGUAUAUGGCCUAUCUGUGUGAUUGCCUCUUCCUGGGUCCCAAUUUGGAAGGAUUGGAGCAACUUGACAAGCUGGCAAAGAGUUGCAAAGACGAAGGAUCUGCUGACACCGGGAUGAAGCGUAUGUUUGGCAGAGAAGUCCUUGCCUCGAUAAGAGCUUAUGUCGACAGCGUUGGUCUGACAACCAAAGGUGAUGCGUUCUCCAGAGCAAUGAACGCGUGGAAGACUAUCCAGAUCGCACGCUAUAACAAACAAUCGACCACCGGAAAGAGCCGCACUACGAAGCCCGAGUAGCAGGUGUCUUGGAUGGUCACAAGCAGAAUGGUCACCUUUGUGUAGUUUUUGGUGUUCAGUAAAUAAAUGCUACCGUAUUUGUCCAAAGCAACUCGAUGGUUGAUAAGGGCCAAUGAUAAAAUGUUAUAUGCUCUGCUGUGCAGGGCGGCGUUGGAAAUUCUUUUACUGCAGUAUUUCAUUGCAGUUGUUCGCAACCUGUGCAAAUAAGUCACCAUGUUCUCCAA
Molecule: messenger RNA, 2403 nt
Organism: Paramacrobiotus metropolitanus
Lineage: Eukaryota; Metazoa; Tardigrada; Eutardigrada; Parachela; Macrobiotidae
Exons: 7
Coding region: 801-1799 (332 amino acids)
Source: RefSeq, a predicted model, not a curated record